Molecule: messenger RNA, 714 nt
Organism: Kwoniella botswanensis
Lineage: Eukaryota; Fungi; Basidiomycota; Tremellomycetes; Tremellales; Cryptococcaceae
Exons: 2
Coding region: 1-714 (237 amino acids)
Source: RefSeq, a predicted model, not a curated record
AUGAACCUGACUAACACUCAGAAGACAGUUAUCGUGAUCUUAGCAAUAUUCCUAACCUUCAUCGCCAUUCUCCUCCUCUUCUGUAUCUACUCCUCUCGAAAAGCACGACAAGAUACGAUCCAAGCUCAAAAAGCGGUCUUAGGCCGAUGGAAGGAAAAUCCGGGCGGAUUUGAGGAAUGCACUUUACCGAAUUUAUCUGUACCUUCUGUUCACACACCUGGUCAUAGACACGAAUAUGAUCUUGCUACUUUACCCGGUGGUAAUGAGUUGACGAGGGAAGGGAAGAGAGGGAGUGGUCUAGCUGGGAUUGGAACGUUUUCAGCAUCAAAACCCAGAUCAAGUUCACAUUCGUCUAGUACAGGCAAUAGUCGACCUGCCCUACAGUCCUCGCAGCCUUCUUGCAUGGGAGUAGGAGAGAUGGGUCAGCCUCGUAAGAAUCCUGUACCAACUUUAUCUCGUCCGAUGUCGUGGUCUAGGGGUAUAUCGCGGACGAGAUCAAAAUCGAUAUCAACAUUGAAAUCGAAUGUAAGCGAUAGAUCGAUAUUCAGACCUAAUAAAUCGAAAUACUUCAUCAAUUAUAUGAGCGCUCCUCCGCCUCCCUUACCUCGGAAAAGCUCAGCGAGGUCAGCGGGGAGUAAUGCCAGUGCUGGAACAGGAAGAGAUGCUCGAGCUGAACUGGUAGAAAAGAGUGAUCGAAGAGGUGGAAGAAGGUGA